Molecule: messenger RNA, 783 nt
Organism: Aureobasidium namibiae CBS 147.97
Lineage: Eukaryota; Fungi; Ascomycota; Dothideomycetes; Dothideales; Saccotheciaceae
Product: SGNH hydrolase
Exons: 1
Coding region: 1-783 (260 amino acids)
Biological process (GO): triglyceride catabolic process
Molecular function (GO): triacylglycerol lipase activity
Source: RefSeq, a predicted model, not a curated record
AUGGUUCGCAUCGUCAACUUGGGAAGUUCCUUUUCCGCCGGUCCUGGCAUUCCUCCACAGGUCAAUACUGCAGCCGGUCGUUCCGGUGCAAACUUCGCACACUUGCUUGCAGACGAACUACAUGCCGACCUCACAGACUUGAGCGUAUCUGGCGCUACCCUGCUCAACAUUACAGAAACACCACAAGUCGCCAAUGGUCAAACAUUCCCACCCCAAAUACAAGGCGUCCCCGAGGAUGCCGAUAUUGUCCUUGUGCUCGGCGGCGGCAACGACAUGUCUUACGUUGGCGGUCUAUUCAUGGAACACACCUGGAUUAUGACUGCCUUUUCUCUCGUGAACCGUCUGAAAGGUGCCUCGAUGCCGGACAUGCCACCCCCUGCCGAUGAUGACGAAGUCAUUAGACGCUUUGGCAAAGUCCUCGAUGCUGUCCAUGCCAAAGCACCAAAAGCACGAGUUAUCGUUGUCGAAUACUUGACUCUGCUGGGACCCGACACAAAACCUGUGGUUCAUGUUCCCUUCGACGCCGAGAGACUGAAGCGCCAUCAAGCAGUAGCAACAAAGCUUCAGAGCGCUACUAGACAGGUUGUUGAUUCUCGCUCGGAAUGGUGCGAAAGGAUACCAAUGGCCGAGUUGAGUCAAGCGCAUGGAAUCGGGAGUGCAGAGCCAUGGGUCUUCGGAUGUACGGCGAUGGAACAGCUGACAGGCAAGACCUGGUAUCAUCCCAACGCCGAGGGAAUGAAGGCAGUCGCAAGAGUCCUGCACGAGCAUAUCAACAGAAAUUGA